This is a messenger RNA of Chelonoidis abingdonii (Abingdon island giant tortoise), 2408 nucleotides long. NCBI's taxonomy places the organism in Eukaryota, Metazoa, Chordata, Testudines, Testudinidae. The record is from RefSeq and is a predicted model, not a curated record.
UGCCCCUGCAGUGUAACAGACUUCAGUGCACAGGGUUUUUUCUCCACAGGCUGUGGAAGUACUGCUAGAGCCCAGUUUGCUUUUUACAUGUUGCACUCAUUUGGUAUUCUUUUGAUAUAGCUCAUGUUCAGAGAUCUUGAGGUCCAUAAAUGAAUCUCCCUUUUUGCUAAUGCUUAAUAUGAUUUGAAUCAGGGAUGUAACCUAGAUAUUUUGACUUAACUUUAUAGACUUGUCUAGCUUUUUUCAUGAGUAAAACAUUCUCUGGACUGGUUGUCCUACAAACUCUCCCUCCGGUGGAGUAAAGAGUCUGCAGUCUGUCACAUGGUUUUUUCUUUGUUUUAAGGUUAGCUACACUUUGAUUUCCAAGACUUGAGUCAAUUCCAAGUUUUCAAGUCAAGCUGUCUUCUCACUUGCCAUUUUUAACUUGGCAUGCUGCUGAACAAAGCUGACAUUGUUGCAAAAUAAUGUAAAAUGACACAGCAAUAUCUUAUCUUCUACCUUUAAAACCCUGAUUGCCUUAAAAGUUCACUCUUAUCUAGGACAGGAGUGACAUGGGGUCAUGGUUGGUUAUCAGUUACUUUAUUUACCAUGGAAUUAGUGCAGUUUUGAGCCUUCUUGAUCUUGAACUUGUAAACUAGUACAGAAAAUGUUAACUUUAACCAUAUUUUGCCAUUUCCCAUUUGUGUGGCAUUUAAUUUCAAGUUUCUAGUACCUUUAACGAAAUCCGAAGUGUAGUAACAAAGUAUAAAUGGUAAUUCCAAAGCUAACGACUGGCUUAGUGGCUUCUAGAGGCCUACAUCCAUAUCAAACUUUCAGCAUAUCUUGGAUUAGAUCUUGGUUUAAAGAAAGCACUGAGCUCAGGAUAACUGUUUCCCACUAGGUCACUUUAGUUUUGAAGUAUUUGGCCAAUGACCAGUACAUACUUAGUGGGAGUUCCUCUUGCCAAGAGGACUGGUGCCAAAUGAACUAUAAAUAUAAUCUUACUACCUCAUGCAUUCCAGCAGUUGUAUGGGUCCACAGUUUCAUAGUGACCAGUCUGGGAAUGAUGCAACUUGCUGUUCCUGUUCAGUAGUGACUCUGGUUUGGAGCUAGCUUUGUUCAACUAAAAGGAAAAAUUUUUCUCACAGUGAGGUUUGUCGGACAAAUACAGAGUUUCUCAUCAGUGCAGAUGUAAUAAAGGGCUGUUGUUCCUGAGUGUCUUAGAAUUUUGCCACUAAAAUUAUUUUGGUGUCUUCAGCUGUGUGAUGUUUCUUUUUUAAAACAUUCUUGAAAUACUUUUUGAUAUUUAAGAACUCUAAACCGUCGCAUUGGUGGGAGAUAUCGGCUUUUCAGCCGUGCAGUUAUGUAACUACAUCAAUGAGGUUCUUGGUAUUAGAAUGUUCAUAAGCAUCCUGUGCAGUGAUGGCAUACAGGUUGUUGUUCUUUUGCAGUCAACAAGUAAUUAAAAUCAUAUCCUAAACUCUGGUAAAGCUCCAUAUUGCAUAGUGGAUGUUCACUCCACCUUAACAGCCUACACUACAGUGGCCUUUAUCAUUUGUUUUAGCAAUGCUUUCUUGAAGAUUUAACUACUUACUCUGCCAUGAAAGUGUGUCUAAAUUUUGGUGGUGGUUUCCUUUUUGGGCCCUUCACUUCAUAUACUGUAGCAUCAGAAAAACACAGUCUUAAUCAUGGAACUGACUAAUCCUCGAUGUGGGGGGAAAACUGACAAGGAGUGUUUAAAUCAAGACUGCCGCUCUUCGUAAAAGAGAUGGUCUAGUUCAAUCACAAGCUGUGGGACUUGAUACAGGAAUUACUGGGUUAUAUUUCCCCAGUCCCCGGAGUACUUCCUACUUAUCUCCGUGACAUGGGUGUUGCCGUUGGUGUGUUUUUAAUACCAGAAAAUCAGUUCCUAAUAUCUGUGUUUUAUCCCAUUCAACAGUAUCUCCCCAAGUGCUACAUUCUGUUGACUAACCCCAUCCAUAUCCAUUGAGCUAUGAUGGAUCUUGCUGCUAAAUAUUUGUAGCACUAAGGGGGUUGCUUAUCUGAAGGCCUUAUUUAAUUCAUAUUGUUUUAUCUGAACACUAAAGUUGCUUUUGACUAGACUGUCUUUUCUGCUGUGUUUCAGGUGUUAAUGGAAUGAAGGGUUGCCCGUCCUGUAGCUACAUUGAGAAGUUUACAGAUUUUCUGCGUCUCUUUGUGAGCGUCCACCUAAGGAGGAUUGAAUCAUACUCUCAGUUCCCAGUGGUUGAAUUUUUGGCUCUCUUGUUCAAAUACACCUUUCAUCAGCCUACCCAUGAAGGUUACUUUUCUUGCUUAGACAUUUGGACGCUCUUCUUGGACUAUCUUACUAGUAAAAUUAAAAGUCGUCUAGCAGACAAAGAAGCAGUACUCAACAGGUAAGCAAUGCCAGCAACUGUUAACAAAAAAGA